AUGGUGAGCUUCUGCUUGCUGGUGCUCUUCGGGUUUCUCUCUGGGCUCGGCGGCAACGGCGGUCUCGCGAGUGCCAUGAACUCUACAGCGAAGAGUUUCCCUGACAGGGCGAGGGCUACGACGAAUGGGGUAGUGCUCUCUGGCUUUGGCCUGUCUGCCUUCCUUUUUUCAACGAUUGCGCACGUUGUUUUCCCAGGCGACACAUCCUCGUUUCUGCUCGUCCUCGCCAUAGGUACCUCGCUCCCGAUGGUGCUCGGAUUUUUCCUCGUCAGACCCAUUCCUCUGCCCUUCUCCGAACUCACGCAUAACGUCGAACACGCAGUCACCGACGAGGACGACGAGGACGUCGUCACAGCGCGCGUGGGUUCGCCCACCAUUUUCCAGCGCGAGAACAACAGUCACACUCACCUCCUAUCGCCGCACCUCCAUCACCACCACCACACGGAUGAGGAAGACGACGUGCAGGAGCUGCUGCUCGAGGAGCAGUCCCUCGUGUCGCAUUUGCACCAGUCGUCCGUCAGCUCGGAUUAUGUCGUGCCGGUGCUAGCGGACUCUGUGGCGCUGAGCCCGACGCGGAGUGAGAGUCGGCAGCGGUCUCGCAGCGAGUUCUCCGCUUCCCACAGGAGGAGGCGGCUGAGUUCUGAUGCUGAUGUGAGAGCGCUUGACGGGCUGCCCAAUAUCCAUGGCAAGGGCUUGUUCGCGUCGAGUGAUUUCUGGCUGUUGUUUACGGUCACUGCGCUGCUGAGCGGAACGGGUCUGAUGUACAUCAACAACGUUGGCUCGAUAUCACAAGCUUUGUUUGCCAAAGGCAAUCCGGACUAUGAUGGUGUUAAGGCGUCACAAUGGCAAGCUACCCAGGUCUCUGUGAUAAGUGUCAUGAACUGCCUUGGUCGCAUAGGAAUCGGCAUACUCGCAGACUUCACCAAGACAUACUUGCAUCACCCGCGCUCAUGUUGCAUAACCCUCAUUGCCGCGCUCUUCAUACUUUCUCAGGUGAUGUUGUACAAUGUCGAAAACGUCGGUGAAUUGUGGAAGACAAGUGCCGUAUUGGGCAGCGCAUACGGCUGCUUAUUCGGACUUUUCCCUACCCUCACGAUCGAGUGGUUCGGCUUGUCGCACUUCUCGGAGAACUGGGGCUUUGUGUCGCUCUCCCCCAUGAUCGGUAGCAACGUCCUCUCCAUCGCCUUCGGGCGGAACCUGGACGCGCAUGUCCCCGAAUCCGAGACUCGCUUGAACAACACUAUAACUUCUGUCGCCUCAGUCCCGGUCUCUCCAUUUUCUACCGCGUCAGUCGCCUUGCCCGGCUUUGGACCGCCGUCAGCACACCAGUGUCUGGACGGCCGUUCGUGCUACGUGGACACCCUGAAGCUGACGCUUGCGGCGUGCUGCCUCGGCCUUGCGUUGGCUGUGUACGCAGGCUGGCGCGACAGGCGCCGGCAGCAUAGGCUCGGACUGGGUGGAGCAGAGGUUUCGCCGGAGAUCGUAUGGACGGAACAGGAAGGCUAA
Messenger RNA from Sparassis crispa, 1506 nucleotides. RefSeq lists its product with no specific name. The transcript has 6 exons. The coding region runs from base 1 to 1506 and encodes 501 amino acids. Gene Ontology annotation, biological process: transmembrane transport. Gene Ontology annotation, molecular function: transmembrane transporter activity. The record is from RefSeq and is a predicted model, not a curated record. Gene Ontology annotation, cellular component: membrane. NCBI's taxonomy places the organism in Eukaryota, Fungi, Basidiomycota, Agaricomycetes, Polyporales, Sparassidaceae.